Molecule: messenger RNA, 2864 nt
Organism: Neltuma alba
Lineage: Eukaryota; Viridiplantae; Streptophyta; Magnoliopsida; Fabales; Fabaceae
Product: protein fluG
Exons: 18
Coding region: 54-2573 (839 amino acids)
Molecular function (GO): glutamine synthetase activity; hydrolase activity
Source: RefSeq, a predicted model, not a curated record
GAAAAAACGGAAAGGGGGAGGCGGUUUUUCUUCAACAGUCAAACGCAGAAGAUAUGGACUUUGCAGAACUGAGAAGAGCUGUAGAGGAGGUCGAGCUCAUCGACGCUCACGCUCACAACAUAGUUGAGCUGAACUCCAACUUCGCUUUCAUCCAUGCCUUCUCUGAAGCCUACGGGGAUGCCGUUUCUUUCGCACCCCACUCUAUAUCCUACAAGAGAAGUGUAAGAGAAAUUGCUGAACUCUAUGGAUGCCAAUGUUCUUUGCAAAGUGUUGAAGAAUAUCGAAGAGUUUCUGGAUUGCAAUCCAUCUGUUCUAAGUGCUUCAAAGCUGCAAAAAUCUCCGCCAUACUCAUUGACGAUGGGUUAGAAUUGGAUAAAAAGCAUGAUUUAAAGUGGCACGAGAGUUUGACACCUCUUGUUGGUAGAAUCUUAAGAGUUGAACGGUUGGCCGAGAAAAUUCUUGAUGAAGUGUUGCCACAUGGAUCUCAUUGGACAUUGGAUAAGUUCACUGAAGCAUUUGUCUCAAAGUUGAAAUCGGUUGCUAGUGAAAUCUUUGGAUUGAAAAGCAUUGCUGCAUAUCGUAGCGGUCUUGAAAUCAAUACAAAAGUGACCAACAAGGAUGCAGAGAAGGGUCUCAAUGAAGUGCUAAUUGCUGGGAAGCCGUUCCGUAUAACAAACAAGAACCUUAUUGAUUACAUCUUCUUGCAAAGCUUGGAAGUUGCUCAGUCUUAUGACUUGCCAAUGCAGAUACACACAGGCUUUGGAGAUACAGAUCUAGAUAUGCGACUAUCCAAUCCUCUUCAUCUCCGUGCAGUUCUUGAGGACAAGAGAUAUUCCAAGUGCCGUAUAGUUCUUUUACAUGCAUCCUAUCCAUUCUCCAGGGAAGCAUCAUAUCUUGCCUCUGUUUACUCCCAGGUGUACCUCGAUUUUGGGUUGGCAAUUCCAAAGCUUAGUGUUCAUGGAAUGAUAUCUUCAGUUAAAGAGCUAUUGGAGCUGGCUCCAAUAAAUAAGGUGAUGUUCAGUACUGAUGGCUAUGCAUUUCCUGAAACAUUCUACUUAGGUGCAAAGAAGUCUCGUGAAGUUGUUUUCUCUGUUUUACGGGAUGCAUGCAUUGAUGGUGAUCUCUCAAUUCCUGAGGCUGUGGAAGCCGCUAACGACAUCUUUGCACGAAAUGCAAUCCACUUUUACAAGAUUAAAUCAGCUACUGGUACUAUCACUUCACGCAACAUCCUGUCCCAAAAGUCAAAUAUUGCCUUAGAGGCUGAAUUGUCACUUGUUCGUCUCAUGUGGGUUGAUAUUUCUGGACAGCAUAGAUGCCGUGUUGUUCCGGGAAAGCGUUUCAAUGAUGUCGUUAAGGAGCAUGGGGUUGGUUUGGCAAGCGGCGUUGUAGCAGUACCUUCUUAUCUUGAUACAACAGUAGAAGGGUCUGGUUUGACUGCAGUCGGUGAAGUAACCAUAAUGCCUGAUUUGUCUACAAAAAGCAGAAUUCCUUGGAGCAAGCAAGAGGAAAUGGUUUUGUGUAAUUUGCAAACUAAAGGAGGUGAAGCAUGGGAAUAUUGCCCAAGGGAGGCCUUAAGAAGAGUGUUAAAGAUUCUGAAACAUGAAUUUGACUUGGUAGUGAAUACGGGGUUUGAGAAUGAAUUUUAUCUCUUGAAGAGUGUAACUAGGGAAGGGAAAGAAGAAUGGGUGCCGAUUGACUCGACUCAUUACUCCUCCACGUCAGCAUUCGAUGCGACAUCCCCCGUAUUUCAGGAAGUCAUUGCUGCUCUUCAUUCCUUGGGUAUUUUAGUGGAACAGGUACAUGCAGAAGCUGGAAAAGGUCAGUUUGAAGUGAUUCUGAGCUAUUCGACCUGUACUGAAGCUGCGGAUCAGUUAAUCUACACUCGUGAGGUUAUCAAGUCAAUUGCAAGAAAGCAUGGGCUGUUGGCAACUUUUAUGCCAAAGUUCUUUUUGGAUGACAUUGGCUCUGGAGCUCACGUGCAUCUUAGCCUGUCACAGAAUGGUCAAAAUGCAUUUAUGGCAUCGGAUACAUCGUCUAAAUAUGGAAUAUCGGCUAUAGGAAAGAAAUUCAUGGCAGGAGUUCUACAUCACAUUUCUUCAAUUUGUGCAUUUAUAGCACCUCAUCCUAACAGUUACCAACGUCUACAACCCAAUACAUGGAGCGGUGCAUUCAAAUGCUGGGGAAAUGAAAAUAAAGAAGCCCCACUGCGAGCCGCAUCUCCGCCUGGAAUUCCUGGUGGUCAAGUGAGUAACUUUGAGAUUAAAUCAUUCGAUGCUACUGCGAACCCACAUCUAGGCUUGGCCGCCAUAGUUGCUGCUGGAAUUGAUGGGCUUCGUAGGCAUCUUUCUCUUCCUGAACCUGUUGAUACAGAUCCAGAGGGCUAUGCAGAAAAACUUCAGAGGCUGCCGAUUACACUUUCUGAAUCUCUGGAGGCUCUUGAUAAAGAUGAUGACAUCUUUAAGGAAUUCAUUGGUGAAAAGCUGCUGACUGCAAUAAAAGCAGUUCGAAGGGCUGAAAUUAAUUAUUUCUCAGAGCACGAGGACGCUUAUAAGAAUCUCAUACACAUAUAUUGAAUCAGUCUGAUGCGGGUGUCAAGCUGGAGUAUUAUUUUGACCACAAAAAAAAAAGGUAGAGUAUUAGACUUCGGUGAUUUCAUCACAUUGAAUAAAGUAUCAGUGCUUCCGACUUUUGUGGUCCAAAACCAAGAUAGUGAUACUGUCAGGGGCAAGUGAGAAAUCGUUGCUUUCGUUCUUCGGCUUGUAUCAAUAGUUUUCCUUUUGUGUUGUGGACUCGGCCAACUUCUCAUAAUACAUUGAAAAAUAAUGGGUAAGUUAAUAAUAACAAAUUAUCUUUUAUCUAGUAAA